UUCGAGGUCUAACAAUCCCCGUCUCUACAAUCUUGAUACAGACUCUCACAAGACCUCGCCGGCGGUGAAACAAUCGGACAAAAUCGACAAAGGCCGUUACCUGAAACAGGACAGCUUAACUACUUAACAUUAGUCAGAGGUUGGCGAGACUUCUCCACCGCAGCUCCACAGGUCUUGCCUAGACGCUCAAAUUUCCAUUGCAGAAGACACCUUUACUUUGUAUUUUCAAAUGGACUCUGAGGUUGGAUGGUAUGUUCUCGGUGAUGAUCAACAGCAGAUUGGGCCUUAUGCCUUCUCGGAGAUGCGUGAGAAUUUUUUAAACGGGUACAUCUCAGAAACUACGCUAGUAUGGUCACAAGGAAGAACUGACUGGCAACCAGUCUCUCUGAUUCCGGAGCUCAUGGAGAUUAAAUCUGAAGAUGUGUCAUCUGUAAUUGAUAAAGAGUUAGAAAAUUUCCAAAAGGAAGUCGAAGAGGCAGAGACAAUACCGCUAGAGAAUGAGGUUGAUGAGGGAAAUGGUGAUAUUGAAAGGCCUUCAACCCCACCAGAGGGUGAGGAGGAAUUCACUGAUGACGAUGGGACUACAUAUAAGUGGGAUCGGCUUAUUAGAGCUUGGGUUCCUCAGGACAAUGAAUCCAUCGAUACUCAACAAUUUGGAUUAGAUGAGAUGACUUAUGUGCAAGAAGAGGAAGUAUUUCUGUCUGCAAAUCCUGAUGAUACCGCGAUGGUGGUCAGCAAUAAGAAUGUGGAAGGGGUCAAUAUUAAGGAUAAAGAAGCUGAUGUGAAGCAUGGCACAAAGAGAAAGAUACCAGACAAAGACAAGACUACUGAGAAGAAGGAACCAAACCCGCCACCUGAGAGUUGGUUUGAACUUAAAGUGAAUACUCAUGUUUAUGUUGCUGGAUUGCCAGAUGAUGUCACAUUUGAUGAGAUUGUGGAAGUUUUCUCCAAAUGUGGAAUAAUAAAAGAGGAUCCCGAAACGAGAAAGCCACGCCUGAAGAUCUAUGUUGACAGAGAGACUGGAAGAAAGAAGGGCGAUGCACUUGUUUCGUACCUCAAGGAACCUUCAGUUGAUUUAGCAAUUCAGAUUUUGGAUGGGACACCUCUUCGACCUGGUGGUUCGAUUCCAAUGUCAGUCACCCGAGCUAAGUUUGAGCAAAAAGGGGAAAAGUUUGUAGCCAAACAAGCAGACAAGAAGAAGAAAAAGAAACAGCUAAAAGUGGAACAAAAGAUACUUGGCUGGGGUGGCCAUGAUGAUACAAAGGUGUUAAUUCCUUCCACUGUUAUUCUUCGUAAUAUGUUCUCCCCUGCAGAAAUGAGGUCAGAUGAAAAUCUACGUGCCGAACUAGAAGAUGAUGUUCGAGAAGAAUGUGCGAAGCUGGGAGAAAUAGAAUCGGUUAAGGUGUGCGAGAAUCAUCCACAAGGUGUUGUUCUGGUCAGAUACAAGGAUCGGAAAGAUGUACAAAAGUGCAUAGAAAUGAUGAAUGGACGCUGGUUUGGCGGUAAGCAGGUACAUGCAAGUGAGGAUGAUGGGUCGGUGAAUCAUGCAUUGAUUCGUGAUAUGGCAGAGGAGACCGCCAGGCUGGAAAAGUUUGGGGCCGAGCUUGAAGCUGAUUGAGUUAUAAUAAGAUGAAUCCAAUUUUUUUAUCCCAACAUUGGUAAUGUUUCAAAAACUUCCCAUUUUGGUUUGGUAAUGUUGUGAACCUCUAAAGAUAGAUAGAUGCAUAUCCAUCUCUGUCCAUGAUGAGGAAGAGCUUGAGGACUUUGUAUGCAUGCAUGGUUAAAGUAAGAACAGAGAAGAAGGAAAUGGAUUUACUUUUUAGUCAGAUUUUUGUCAAAGUUCAAAGCUUUCUUUCCUCUUAUAUAUUGGUCAUACCUCCUGCAUGGUUGGCUUCCUAGUAGCUUACAACAGCUUUAUAAUCAUU
This is a messenger RNA of Impatiens glandulifera, 1925 nucleotides long. RefSeq names its product splicing factor U2AF-associated protein 2. The transcript has 14 exons. Gene Ontology annotation, cellular component: U2 snRNP; U2-type spliceosomal complex. Lineage: Eukaryota; Viridiplantae; Streptophyta; Magnoliopsida; Ericales; Balsaminaceae. Gene Ontology annotation, molecular function: RNA binding. Gene Ontology annotation, biological process: mRNA splicing, via spliceosome. The coding region runs from base 230 to 1618 and encodes 462 amino acids. The record is from RefSeq and is a predicted model, not a curated record.